Alexandromys fortis (reed vole) is the source of this 2556-nucleotide messenger RNA. RefSeq names its product ubiquinol-cytochrome c reductase complex assembly factor 6 (gene Uqcc6). Lineage: Eukaryota; Metazoa; Chordata; Mammalia; Rodentia; Cricetidae. Gene Ontology annotation, cellular component: mitochondrion. The record is from RefSeq and is a predicted model, not a curated record. The transcript is spliced from 3 exons. Bases 138 to 341 code for a protein of 67 amino acids. Gene Ontology annotation, biological process: mitochondrial respiratory chain complex III assembly.
GGCGUGGUGCCGGUGCCUUUGCAUUUUGGCUCCGGGGCUUGAGGGGACCUCGGGUCGCCCUGCGCACGAGCUCGCGUGGUCCGGGGCAGGAGCGGGAGGCAGUAGCUGCUCCCUGACAGGCCGAAGGGCUCUCCACCAUGCCCGGGGGCGUGCCCUGGUCCGUCUACGUGAAAAUGCUCUCCUCCAGCCUCCUGGCCAUGUGCGCCGGUGCCCAGGUGGUGCACUGGUACUACCGGCCUGACCUGACAAUACCUGAGAUCCCACCAAAGCCUGGAGAACUGAGAACGGAGCUCUUGGGACUGAAAGAGAGACACCACGAACCUCAGGUUUCACAGCAGUAGAAGCUUUAAAAUACAACUCUGCCAAGAAUUCUGUGAAUAAUACUUUACACUUAUAUUUUUAAAUGUAUUGAGUAAAACUACUUCUUAAAUCAUCUAAUCCAAAAACAAAUGCUGGUUGAUAGGAACUGAUAAGAUAGAUCUAUUAUGAUUCGGUCAGUAUUUUCUAGUCUCACCUGGAGCUCACUGUGCAGAUCAGGCUGGCCUCAGGAGAGUCCUCCAGCCCCCACUUUCCAAAUGGUGGAAUUACAGGUAUGAAGGACCGCACUCAUAAGAGCUGCCUAAGCUUCAGCUUCGUGCAUUUGGCCGGGAGGAUGAGACUGAACAUUUGCAGUGUCUCCUGCCAGUAUUCUUUUUUCUCUGAAUGAGCUUGGUUAUAAUGGCAAGUUGUAAAUUAAGUAAAAGUCAGUGAGAAUGCUUAUAGGGUCUAAACAUUGAGAAGUAGUAUUUGUACUAAACUGUAUAAAAUAUUCAAAGUUCUUUGGAAUUGUGUGCCUAAUGGAAUUGCAACAUUAGUAACAAUUUGUCAAGGUGCUUAAAUCCCCCAAAUUUGAGAAAGUGAACUAAAAUUGGCAUUUUCUUUAUACAUAUAAAAAUGAAAGUGCAGAAAAAAAAAAUGAAAGUGCAGUUGAACUGUGUCCCUAAAAAAUGUUGACCUCAACCCUCGGUGUCUGGGAUUGUAGGACUGGGGCCAUGAGGGUAGGCCUGAUGCGGUGACCAUGAGAACAGACACAGGGAGGACAUUGUGUAGACAGUCAGAGACCGGAGCGUUGGAACUGCCAGCCAAGAACACCAAAUAUUUGAAGGCUGCACCCGAAGCUUGGACGAGGAAAGGAAGGAGUCUAUAAUCUCAGAACUCACACCGCACUUCCAGCAUUGGCCUUCAGAACCUGACACCACAUCUCCUGCCGCCUGGAUUUCUACCAUCGGCUCUAGGAAAUGAACUUGUUUAAAGAUUUUGCUCAAUCUAUAAAUAUAGAAAAAGAUAAUUUAUUCAACAACUGACCUAUUUUUUAAUGUAUGAAUGCAUUGCUUGCAUGUCUGUCUGUACCACGUGCAUGCCUAGUUCCCUCAGAAGCCAGGAGGGGCAUCAGAUACCCUGAACUGCAGUUACAUAUGGUUGAGAGGCCAUGUGGGCACCGAGGACUGAACCUGGUCCUCUGUUGAACUACCUCCCCUGCCAUAAGUAAAUUUUACACAAGUUGCAUGAAUGUAUGAACAUGUGAAUUGCCCCUGGAGGGCCGGCAUCAGAUUACCUGGAAUAUGAGUUAUAGAUUAGUUUUGAGCCACCGGAUGGGUUCUGGGACCUGAAUGUCAGUCUUCUAUAAGCAACAAGUUGUUUGUAGCCCCUUCUCCAGCCCCAGACAAGGUCUUUGUAAAUCUACCCUAAUGAGCAGACUAAGGCACUGAAGGGGAGUUUUCAGUUUGAGACAGUGUCUCAUUAUGUAACCUUGUCUGGUCCUGGAAUUUAGUAAGUAGAUUAGGCUGACCCUGAAUUCAAAAUCUGCUUGCCUUGCUUCCAUGGGCACACAUUCAGGCCAAGCAAACACUGACAGCAGUGUUUAAAGGUUUUGGCAGGGUCUAUUUCUUCCCAGCACUGGCUGUCUUACUGGGCUCAGAUACUCCUGUCUCGUGUACCACCAUGCUCAGCUAAUGUAAAAUUACCAUGGUAUGCACACCUUUAAUCCUAGCACUCAGGAGGCCAGCUGGAAUGCCUGUGCGAGCAUGCUCCAAACACUGGCGAGUGACUUAAUUAGACUGUGGCCCUCACGAUCCCCACCACCCAUUUAACGGCCUAGGUUUCUAGGCAACUUCCCCUAACCUGUGAAGAUUUCUCAAUCUGAGUGUUCCUUCCUGAGUUUUCCCUUCCUGUCCGGAUUCCAGAAGGCUGUUACACAUUCUGAUCUCUGGAGGGAAUUACUUGCAUGCAUUCCACCUUGUUAAGUAAGAAAGACGAUCUGAAAGCACAAGCCACCAAACCUGAACAAACCCAGCAGGCAUGAAGAAGAAAAAGUAUACAGAAUUCCUGCUUUGUGUCAUGAGAACAGCCAGUGGGUAUUUGGGACCUUUUUUAUUUUAUACACAUGACAAGAUUUUACACCAAUAGUCAGUUAAAUAGUACAAAUUUACAUUCAUGAGGAAUGUUAAAAAAAAAAAACCAAAACAAAACAAAUUCAACUAAAAAACCCACUUCUUCCUGUGACCCAUAACCCCAACA